Teleopsis dalmanni is the source of this 1410-nucleotide messenger RNA. RefSeq names its product piggyBac transposable element-derived protein 3-like. Gene Ontology annotation, molecular function: sequence-specific DNA binding. The coding region runs from base 1 to 1410 and encodes 469 amino acids. The transcript has a single exon. The record is from RefSeq and is a predicted model, not a curated record. NCBI's taxonomy places the organism in Eukaryota, Metazoa, Arthropoda, Insecta, Diptera, Diopsidae.
AUGCUUGUGGAGGAAACCAAUCGUUAUGCAGCGCAACACAAUAUCGCAAUAUGUUGCGAUAAAUAUUUAAUUCAGCGUUUUAUUGGAGUACUCCUAUUUUCUGGAUAUCAUCAUGUGCCAAAUGUAAAAUUAUAUUGGAGCAUGGAUCCAGCGUUUGGAAUACCAAUCAUACGACAAACAAUGACGCGUAAUACCUUCCUGCGGCUAAAAUCAAAUUUCCAUAUCGCAAAUAAUGACACCUUGUCAAUGGCUGACAAAUUUGCAAAAGUGCGGCCAUUGUUCAAAAUGCUAAAUGAACGUUACAUACAAUUUGGUGUCUGGGCGGAGCAUUUAUCAAUCGAUAAAACCAUGGUACCAUACUUUGGUCGACGCUCUGCUAAAAUGUUUAUUCGUGGCAAACCAAUACGUUUCGGUUAUAAGCUAUGGACCCUUUCUUCGGAUAGUGGGUAUAUCUUCCAGUUUCUGCCGUACUCCGGUGCAACUGACAAAUACGACAAACAAUUGGGAAUCGGUGCAUCUGUUGUAAUGGAAUUAUUGAACCACUGUGAGCAUCCAUUGCAACAUACCGUUCACUUCGACAAUUUUUUCACAUCGCAUUAUUUAUUGUGCUUGUUGAAAGAACGUGGUUUCUGUGCAUCUGGUAAAGUUCGCUCUAAUCGCAUUGCUGGUGCCACAUUGAAAACAGGCAAGAAACUCAAAGGGCAGGUCACAUUACAGAAAUAUGAAUCAGAUUUUUUGUACGAUAAGACGAAUAAUAUAUUGGUAGUUCGUUGGAUCGACAAUUCCGAAGUCACUAUCGCAACUAAUUAUGAUUCCGUUGAACCCAUAGUAAAUGUGCAACGCUAUAGCAGAGAAAAGAAAAAAAACAUUUGUGUCCCACAGCCUCAAGUUAUUAACAGCUACAACCGACACAUAGGCGGCGUCAAUUUACAUGAUAAAGGAGUUGUUAAUUAUCGUAUCGCGAUUAGAGGCAGAAAGUGGUGGUGGCCAUUAUGGGUACAGUUUUUAGAUAGCGCUGUUGUAAAUGCUUGGAAGCUACAUUGCUUUGCCGCUGCUUCUAACAACACAAAACCGAUGCCUCUGCUAGAUUUCAAGAACUUCAUUGCCAGAAACCUUCUUCUUGCAUCAGAGGACUCAGUGUUCAUUACAGAAGCUACCGUUUACGAUGACUUGAAAAAAGAAAAUCACAGUGCAUCAGAAGAUGUUUAUCUUCCUGGAAAUUUACCACGUGUAACCGGUAUGCACGCUCCCACAAAAACUCGAAAUCGCCGUCGCUGUAUUGUUUGUACACCAAAAGCCACAGUUUUCACAUGUGAAAAGUGCAAUGUGCAUGUUCAUGUAGAAAAUUGCUUUAAAACUUUCCAUGAAAAUAAGCAAUAUUACAUUGAUCGUAGACAACGACGCAAGUAA